AUCCCUUGAUAAAUCCCAUAAACCCUCGUCUUCACAAGUAUAAACCCUCCAACUCCAACAAUCCCUAACUCUAAAAAAAAUCAUCAAAAAUGGCGUCCUCUAAAAUCACCAAAUCCAUUACUCGAACUCUCUACACUUCUCGCCACUACUCUCGCUUCCUCUCCUCCUCCGCUUUAUCUUCGCCGUCAAUAACACAUCCUCCGCCUAUUCCAUCCGUCGGAUCUUCACCUCAACCGUCGUUUCUUCUCUCCCAUUCCCUUCUACCCAAAAACCCUAAUUUCCUCAAACCGUUCAGUCUCAGUUCUGUUAGGUUCCGAGUGAACCGGGCCGGUAACUCGCCUUAUACUCCGGGGAGCGGCGACCGGGUUCCAACCGAGAUGGCCCCGCUGUUUCCGGGCUGUGAUUACGAGCACUGGCUCAUUGUUAUGGAUAAACCUGGUGGAGAAGGCGCUAAUAAACAGCAAAUGAUUGAUUGCUACAUUCAAACCCUCUCUAAAGUCCUCGGAAGUGAAGAGGAAGCAAAAAAGAAGAUUUACAAUGUGUCAUGUGAGAGGUAUUUUGGCUUUGGGUGUGAAGUUGAUGAGGAGACUGCAAAUAAAAUGGAAGGUUUGCCUGGUGUUCUCUUUGUGCUGCCUGAUUCCUAUGUUGAUCCUGAAUACAAGGAUUAUGGAGCUGAACUUUUUGUCAAUGGAGAGAUAGUUCAGAGAUCACCUGAACGACAGAGGAGAGUAGAGCCUGUUCCUCAGCGUAACGACAGAAUAAGACCCAAUAGAUAUAACAGGCGCAGAGAUAACAUGCGAUGAAUUAUAUUAAAUGUAAGGAAGGCUCAGGCGGGUUGGAGUUUUAAGCACGGCUGUGUGGUGUUAGCGAAAACUUGAUUACCUUUGUUUCCGCAUUUGGACAUGUCUUCAAUCAAGCUAUGUUUCUGUAUUUGCUCUAUUUCACAUUUCAAACCAGUAGUCCUUCAUCUUCUCAGUUACUUAAACUUGAAUUUGUCUGAUGUAUAUACUACUAUGAGAUAAUUUUAAGAAUCUAGUAUGAUUGGGUCUUUGCUAAUGCCAUUUGUCGAGGAAAACCUUUUGUGUGGAA
Molecule: messenger RNA, 1089 nt
Organism: Nicotiana attenuata
Lineage: Eukaryota; Viridiplantae; Streptophyta; Magnoliopsida; Solanales; Solanaceae
Product: multiple organellar RNA editing factor 2, chloroplastic-like
Exons: 4
Coding region: 90-803 (237 amino acids)
Biological process (GO): cytidine to uridine editing; mitochondrial mRNA modification
Cellular component (GO): mitochondrion
Source: RefSeq, a predicted model, not a curated record